Habropoda laboriosa is the source of this 504-nucleotide messenger RNA. RefSeq lists its product as uncharacterized. The transcript has 5 exons. The record is from RefSeq and is a predicted model, not a curated record. NCBI's taxonomy places the organism in Eukaryota, Metazoa, Arthropoda, Insecta, Hymenoptera, Apidae. Bases 1 to 504 code for a protein of 167 amino acids.
AUGAGAUUUCGAUGUAGACGAAAGAUUAGCGAACAUAAUGGAUAUUUACAAAUUGGACAGUUGGCGUGCACCCUGUGCGACCAUUACAUCAUGGGAAAUUCGAUCUACGUGAUCAUGCUCGGCCUCAUUGGGACCAUGAUUACAGCGUUCGAUAUUAUUCGAAUAAUCAAUUGCAAGAUGCCUGGGAGAUCGUCGCACUCGAGAAGCAGCGAGAGUGUCUCACUGGACGUAGAAAGGGAUCUAAAGUUGAUGACUUCGAUUCUCGGAAUAGAGCACUACACCCUAAUCAUGCUGGGCGCAAUUACAGAAUACCCGAUGUUGCAUACACCCUGGCUACUAAUGCAAUUAUGCGUGAUGAUCGUGGAGAUCAUCGUAUUCUGCGUGAAAAUGUUUUUGGACGGACUCCAUAUGAAACGCGACGAGAUUUUCCUAGCUGUUCUAACUGUUCACAACUGGCUACAAGUAUUUUGUCUAUUUCACAGACAAGCGAGACAAUCGCGCUAA